GGUUGUUCCAGUUUCCAAGGCGUUUGCCUGAGCCCCCGACCCCCCACUGCCACCCCGUCCUCACACUACACAACUCGGGGCACAGAUUGGUUUUAUUGAGAGACUUUAGACCGGCAAAGACCUUGUGAACAGGAGGGAUUCAGACAAGCUUCGAAAUCCUUUUCUCAACGGAAGCGUCUUUCACUGCUAAGCAAAAGCCCACCUAGGUAUCGGGUAGGGAUCAAGGCGGAGUUGCGGGACGUCUGGAGCUCGGAAGUCUGGAAGGGGUUCGAAGGUCUGCGUCGGGAGCCGCACACAGGAACUCCCGGCUAAGGGCCGAUUGUGGGGGUCUCUCAAGUUGAAAGACUGGUGGAAACCACGCACGCGUGAGUCAGCGCUGCCCCAGGGGCCCUCCGCCCCUUGGAGGUGGGUCGUGUACCAGGAGUGGAGUAGAGUAGGCCAGGAGAAACUGGGCCAGGCUGCACUUUUAGCUCGAGGGGCCUCGAGGACUCUUCGCGUCUCUGGAGACAAGGGCACUACACGCACUUCAUAAUGAAGAGUUGUAAGACGCUGACCUGGGGCCUGCCGGCAGGCGGGUGGGGAUGGGGAGGGGUCCGCUUGGGCUGGCUUCAGCCCUGAUCCGGUGGCCUGAGACGAAAUGCGGAGGACUGCCUUUCCGCAGCGCCCUCCCACCUCCCGCGGGGGCAGGGGAACUUCACGUUCCGCAGCGGAGCCGGACGCCUGAAUUGGGAAGUGGGGCGAAUCGAGACCAGGAAUUCGGACCCUGGUGUCGCUGGUGCCUGGCAGGGCCAGAACUGGCCUUCUCAUGAUUCCCAGGAUUUGUUUGAUGCUUCUUCCUCUCCCCACCAGUCUAAAAUGGAUCGCUCUUUUUCCUCCCCCCGCUCGCGGAGUGCAGUGGAAUGUUCCAUUGCCCCUCCAGUCCUGGGCCUGCGUUACAGGGGACGCGGGCACGGUUGCCAGGGAAAGCCCCGGACGUGACGGCGAAGCGCGACCCCUAGCAGCCUCCCCUCUCCCAUCCGUCAUUCCCCUGCGCGAGCUCUCUUUACACCCUUCCCCUCCCCCCACCUUGCGGGUUCCAGUCUAGGGAGAAGUAAACAGCUGGCGGAGCCAGGCUCACGGACCUAGGCCAGGCGGGAGCAUGCUGGGGCUCAGGGGGCUGCGGCUGCCCCCGGCUGGGAUCCUGCUCCUGUUGCCGUUCCUGCCGCUGCUGCUGCUGCCCGCAGCCCCCGCGCCCCAUCGCGCUCCCUACAAGCCGGUCAUCGUGGUGCACGGGCUCUUUGACAGCUCGUACAGCUUCCGCCACCUGCUGGAAUAUAUCAACGAGACACACCCCGGGACUGUGGUGACAGUGCUCGAUCUCUUCGAUGGGAGAGAGAGCUUGCGACCCUUGUGGGAACAGGUGCAAGGGUUCGGAGAGGCUGUGGCCCCCAUCAUGGCAAAGGCCCCUCAAGGGGUGCAUCUCAUCUGCUACUCGCAGGGGGGCCUGGUGUGCCGGGCACUGCUCUCUGUCAUGGAUGAGCACAAUGUGGAUUCUUUCAUCUCUCUCUCCUCUCCACAAAUGGGACAGUAUGGAGAUACAGACUAUUUGAAGUGGCUCUUCCCUACCUCCAUGAGGUCUAACCUCUAUCGGAUCUGCUAUAGCCCCUGGGGCCAGGAAUUCUCCAUCUGCAACUACUGGCACGACCCCCACCAUGAUGACUUGUACCUCAACGCCAGCAGCUUUCUGGCCCUGAUCAAUGGGGAAAGAGAUCAUCCCAAUGCCACUGCAUGGAGGAAGAACUUUCUUCGUGUGGGCCGCCUGGUGCUGAUUGGGGGCCCUGAUGAUGGUGUUAUUACCCCCUGGCAGUCCAGCUUCUUUGGUUUCUAUGAUGCAAAUGAGACGGUCUUGGAGAUGGAGGAGCAACCGGUUUAUCUGCGGGAUUCUUUUGGGUUGAAGACUCUCUUGGCUCGGGGAGCCAUAGUGAGGUGUCCGAUGGCUGGGAUCUCCCAUACGGCCUGGCACUCCAACCGUACCCUUUAUGAGACCUGCAUUGAACCUUGGCUCUCCUGAGGAUGUCCUCAGGGAUCCCUCAGGAACUUCCCAGCCCAGAGACCAAGCGGUGGCCUUGGAAAGCAGAUGUCAGCUCCGGUGUGCCUGCAACCACCCCAUUGCUCCCACACUGCCCCCACCAACCAGGGCUCCCAGGACUCCCUUCCUGUGCUCCUCUGUAGAUGACAAAUCCUGGUCUCCCCCCACCUCAUGUUUGGGGUUUGCUCCAUGCUCUCUCACUCUCCCGAGGCCGAGGCCGAGGUCGGGAAGAGAGAAACCAGGUUUUUAUCUCGUGGCUGCUCCUGCUGCUGUGGCUGCUCUGUCUCUGGCUGUAUAGGAGAACCCAGCCCCUGCCCACUAUAGGGGUCUCCUUCUAGGCCACUCAGGACAUUUUUAGCUCCUGUUCUCCCAUGUUCCCUUUUCCCUUUUUCUCAGCCCUCCCAACUCCCAGGAAGGACUACCCAUGAGAGUGGGGUUCUGAGGCUCCCCUAUGGGGACAGUUCCAUUCUUGAAAUGUCAGUGUUGGGGAAUAUCUAUGGCCUGUGAGGCCCAUCUCAGGUUUGGGGAUCCCCCAGUCCCUCUGUUCAGUGUUGGGGUACCCCCUGGGAGCCUAGUGUCUUUGAGGCCCCAGCCCCUUUUAGCUACCAUUGAAUGGGUGUUAACCCUAUAUUUAUGGAAAUAAAAGUCCAUUUCCUCA
This is a messenger RNA of Acinonyx jubatus (cheetah), 2726 nucleotides long. RefSeq names its product palmitoyl-protein thioesterase 2 (gene PPT2). The transcript is spliced from 9 exons. Gene Ontology annotation, cellular component: lysosome. Gene Ontology annotation, molecular function: palmitoyl hydrolase activity; thiolester hydrolase activity. Bases 1139 to 2050 code for a protein of 303 amino acids. The record is from RefSeq and is a predicted model, not a curated record. NCBI's taxonomy places the organism in Eukaryota, Metazoa, Chordata, Mammalia, Carnivora, Felidae.